This is a messenger RNA of Papilio polytes (common Mormon), 955 nucleotides long. Its product is annotated as collagenase-like. Gene Ontology annotation, molecular function: serine-type endopeptidase activity. The transcript is spliced from 5 exons. NCBI's taxonomy places the organism in Eukaryota, Metazoa, Arthropoda, Insecta, Lepidoptera, Papilionidae. Gene Ontology annotation, biological process: proteolysis. The record is from RefSeq and is a predicted model, not a curated record. The coding region runs from base 24 to 887 and encodes 287 amino acids.
UGUGCAAAUCAAGUCAAGUCAACAUGAAGCUGGCUCUGGUCGCCCUGUCCUGUCUGCUGUUGGCCGCCAACGCUCGCGUCCUCGACCAGUACGAGGAAAUCGAGCUCGACUACCACGAGAAUGUAGGCAUCCCCAGGGCGGAAGCCAUCCGCCAGGCGGAGCUCGCCGCGGACUUCGAUGGCAGCAGGAUUGUGGGCGGCUCCACCGUCAGCCGACUCGGGGAAUGGCCCUUCAUGGGUGGUCUCGUCAUCGCGCUGACUGAUGGGCGACAAUCCGCGUGCGGGUCCUCCUUGCUGUCUGGGACCAAACUGGUAACCGCCGCUCACUGCUGGCGUACGCGCGGCGCCCAGGCACGUCAGUUCACCGUCGUGCUCGGCUCUCUGCGCCUCUUCUCCGGCGGCACCCGCAUUAACACCAACCGCGUCGAGAUGCACGGCAGCUACAAUAUGGACACCCUUGUCAAUGACAUCGCCAUUAUUACCAUCAACAGAGUCAACCUUAACAACAAUAUCAACGUAAUCGCCAUCGCUUCUGGCAGUAACAGCUACGCCGGCGCCUGGGCGCGCGCCGCUGGCUUCGGACUGACCAGAGACGGAGGCAGCAUCGGCAACAACCAAGCGCUGUCUCACGCCCGCGUUCAGGUUAUCACCAACGACGUGUGCCGCCGCACCUUCGGUAACACCAUCCAGUCCUCCACGCUCUGCAUCAGCGGCGCCAACCGCGUCAGCACCUGCAGCGGAGACUCCGGCGGUCCUCUCACCACCGACGACAGGAGAACACUGAUCGGUGUGACGUCAUUCGGUUCGAUCCGCGGCUGCCAACAUAACUUGCCCGCCGGCUUCGCUCGCGUCACCUCCUUCAACUCCUGGAUCCGCGCCCGCAUGUAACCUGCCUUCUACACUAGCGCUGAUGUGAUGAUAUACAAUUGACUUAAAUAUACGAUACUUUGAUUAUA